AUGGAGUUGAUGUCUCUUGAACAGAAUAUGUUUCCUAACAGUGAUGAUUGCAACAAUGGUUCAGCCAAUCAAGAUAGUGUACCUGCUAUCCACGUAGAUGAUGUACAACGUAUGGAGGCUCGUCUUUUAAAGUUGUUGGAUGAAUUUAACGCUGGGAAAUCAUCCUUUGGUCCAAAUUGUCCUUAUGAAAAACUUGAUUCAAUACGAAAUCAGCAGGAAGAACUUAUGCGAUUGCAUUUUGAGCAAGAUAGGAAAAUGAUGUCGAUCCUCGAAACAGGCUCAACUCUCGCGCGGCGUCCUGUUAGAGCACUUUUAACGGACGAAGGUCGGAAGACUACCAAAGCAAACAUUGAUGCACUAGUCACACGACUGGAGUCUCUGAGUUAUGCAAUACAUAAUCUUCACUAUGCCAAUAGACCUCGAUCGUAA
Schistosoma spindalis is the source of this 429-nucleotide messenger RNA. The record is from the annotation of a GenBank genome assembly. NCBI's taxonomy places the organism in Eukaryota, Metazoa, Platyhelminthes, Trematoda, Strigeidida, Schistosomatidae.